CUCCCACCUCCCACCUCCCUCCUAGCCUUUCCCUUGUCACCUGCGUCGUGCCCUUGUACCCUGCUCACUAUUCUGCAUCUGUUUGUUGCAUCAAUACGCUGUGCCUUGUAUGCUGAAUCGAAGCAUCCACGACAGAGGACAAGAGGACAUCAACAGUGGCAUCGACCACCGUACUCUGACUCUCGAAUCAGCUUCGCUGUGGCCCAGCGCGGACCUUUUGCACUGUCUUCCCACACAGUCACGCUAGUCAACGUAAACUUCCCGGUGGGCAGCACACACUUGUCAGUCUCGGCAAGCCGUCGCUCCACCAGCUGCGUCUGUGCGGUUCAGUAGGUCCAAAGAGCCCUGCCUCUGCCUCAGAACCCCGGGCCCAGGCGCAGGCUUUGCUCCCUCACGGACUUUCCAUCUCUCUCGUCACAAAAUUAUCGCGACAAGGCCAUCCAACUCGUUGGAUGCACGUCAUUCCCUACGCAUUCCAUCUCACCUUCCUCAACAUCACCUCUUCUCGGCUCACCGCAAUAGACGCCGUUUAUCCAUCCCAUCGAUCCGAUCUCUGAGCGCGGCCUGGAGCUUUGCGCGCUUGUCUCUUCCUAUCGGCCGCAACCUUGCCUCGACCGCAGAUCCACCCCGCGCCACCUGUUCUGUAUCACCUGCACCCGAAACUCCCUCAACUCUGCGCAUCUCGCCACCCUGCAAACAGAAACUCGGCAGUUCAUAACAGGUCGCUGCCUGCUGAUGUUCAUUCGUUGUUCUCUCUCCUUCAGUCAUGGCAAUGCAGGCGCCGCUUGCCAACGACAAGAAGAGAGUAAAAGUUUAUGAGCUGCGCGACAAUGACUGGUUUGACAGAGGGACUGGAUUUUGCACCGGCCAAGUCAUCAAUGAUGAACCGCGCAUCUACGUCGAGUCCGAAGACCAGCCCGAUCGCAUGCUAUUAGAAACUCGCAUUGUCAAAGAUGAUGGAUAUCAGAAGCAGCAAGACACACUCAUUGUGUGGACCGAAACCAAUGGCACUGACAUGGCCCUCAGUUUCCAGGAGGCCGAGGGUUGUGCAGUGAUAUGGGAUUUCGUUCACCAAGUCCAGCAGCAAUUGUUAUCCCUUCCUGAUGAUGGCCUCUCGGACGAUGCCCUCGAAAACAUCUCAAGCUCCUUCACCCUCAAUCCCCCCGAGUUGAAUAAUCUGGACGAGAUCGAACAAAGUAUACGACAUGCCAGCAUAACCCAGGGUGGGCGCGAAGCUCUAGCCAAGUUCUUGAUCCGCGAAGAAUAUCUACUCAAAUUAAUACCACUGGUUGAAAUGGCAGAGGACCUCGAGAGUCUACCGGAUCUACACCGGCUGUGUAAUAUUAUGAAGGCCCUGAUUCUGAUGAACGAUAACACCAUCAUUGAGCACUUGGUCACGGACGACAUCAUCAUCGGCGUCGUUGGAGCACUCGAGUAUGAUCCAGAUUUCCCCACACACAAAGCCAACCAUAGACAAUAUCUUUCGGACGAGUCGAGGUAUAAAGAGGUAGUGGAGAUCAAAGACCAGAACAUCAAGCGAAAAAUCCGACAAACAUGGCGGCUGCAGUACCUAAAGGACGUGGUCCUGGCGCGCAUCCUGGAUGAUCCCACCUUUGGCGUGUUGAAUUCCCUCAUAUUCUUCAAUCAGGUCGACAUCGUACAACAUCUUCAAGGCAACACAGCCUUCCUGAAGGAGCUUUUCGCCAUCUUCAGCAAUGACAACACAGAUAUCAAGCGGAAGGAACAGGCGGUGCACUUCCUGCAGCAAUGCGCUGCGAUUGCGAAGACGCUCCAGAUGCAGUCGAGAGCAAACCUCCUGAACAACUUCAUCGCACACGGUCUCUUUUCGGUCAUUACUUUUGCGGUAAAGCAUCCAGAACCCUCAAUGAGGACGACUGGCAUUGACAUCCUUGUGGCACUUCUCGACCAUGACCCCAACAUGAUGCGAGGUUAUAUGCUCAAGGCUGUAUCCGAAAGGAAGAUUCCGCUGACGGAUACCCUGAUCGACUUGCUGCACGCCGAGACCGACUUGGGCGUGAAGAACCAGCUGGCAGACGCGAUCAAAAUCUUACUGGAUCCGCAACCCCCUUCCAAUGACCCCAUGGGCAACCGGCAAAAUUCCGAAUUCAUGACGAAACUCUCAAGACCACAGAUGACGCCAACUCAGCAAGCAAACGAGCAAUUUGCGCAGGACAACUUUGACCGAUCGUGUCGAAAAUUGUUUCAACCACUCAAGGACCUCGAAUCUAGGGAAUCGAUGCAGAACUUCAGUUAUCAAGAGGUUUCGUUGUUUUCAUAUUUGGUCGAGAUAUUGACCUUCUUUGUCCGCCAACACUCCAUGAGAAGUCGGCCUUUUGUCCUAUCUGAGAAUCUAGCGCCACGAGUAGCUCAGCUGCUGCAGGUUCCCCAGAAACCGCUGAAACUGACUGCUUUGAAAUUUUUCAGGACAGCUGUCUCGUUACAAGAUCAAUUCUAUGCCGCGCAGGUCAUCAAAAGCGGAGCCUUCGACGCCAUUCUUGGAAUUGUCAUUGACACGAUGCCACGCGAUAAUCUCCUCAAUUCAGCAUGUCUGGAAUUGUUCGAAUUUAUCCGAAAGGAGACGAUAAAGCCGAUCGUUAUCCACCUUGGGGAGCAUUACCGGCAAAAGAUCCAGGACAUUACCUACGUCGACACAUUCGAGAAUCUUCUCAUGAGGUACGAGCAGUUGACGACCGACCAUCCGGAGCCAGAACACACCUUGUUCAGCCAGGAUGAUGCCACGCCUCCUAUGAGUCGGACACAUAUCAAUGGUCGGUGGCAGGGCCUGACCGAAAUGGAUGCCAGCGAAGAGGACUAUUUCAACGCCUCCGAUGACGAAGAGGAUGAGAUAGAGGAUGAGUCCGAACGUGACAAUAUCAAGGAUGUGUCUGAAAGGGUGAACCAGUGGCACCGCAGGAGGAUAAAGGCUGAGAUGAUGAACGGGAGCGCCAGUCCAAUCAGCAAACCGCUGGUAGAUUAUCCUGAUGAUGACGAGGAUGAGACGAUGGACACCAAAGCCGAUGCAACACCCAAUACCCCUCUAACUCCAGACAGCAACAAGGAUGUUUCUUCCCCCGAACCAAGAGCAACACCCGAAAAGAAGUUGCAGCCAUCCCCGGAGAUCAAGUCACUCGCCGAAAGUGAAUUGCAGCAACCGCCUGAAAGGAUGACGGAAAAACGACGACGGCAAGAAGAUGAUGACGAGGAUGAGCUUGGCAAGCUUUCUGGCGGUCCCAAACGCAGAAACUCAGCGUCUAGCACUUCGAGCCUUUCGUCCCAAGGUGCCUUACGUCGGAAAAAGGGCUUUCUGCGAUCGAAGCAGGCAGGCGGUGAAAACCCACCUAUGUCGACAAGCAACACCGAGACCGAGAAUCACAUCGAAGGCCGAAAACCUCGAAAAAUCGCCAUCAGUCUCUCCAAUGUGACGAACAAAUCUGACGACACGCCUCCGACGACAACGGAAGUCAAGCUGCAGAAUAAGCAGCAGUCGGUGGCGACCAAGGAGUAGGAAAUGGAUAGAGUUUUGCCGUUAUCUGCGAGCACCUUGCUUCUCUUUUCGCGAUGGUGUUUGAUGGAGUCGACGAACCACUAUUGUACACUAUGACCAAUAUCUUGGAGGUUACGAGGUAGAAGGGAAGAUCCGGUUGAUCCAGACCAAUAGAGGGACGAUGGCAGAGUCGAGAUUCGACGUGGAUGUCUCCGGGUCUGCACGAAUGCAUGACGAAGUUGCGCAGCAGGCCGCAGUUCCAGGAGCACCAAACGGCAAUCAAUAGCAGGACGUUGGAUGCCCUGUAGUCUGCCGGCCGGGGGACUGGGGGCUUUAUCGCGGUGAGCGGCAAGGAGAUGGGAGGCAAGGGAGAUGAAGUCGCAAGACAGGAAGAUGCGACACGAGAAGCGCUUCUCAACUUGUGAAGAGUAGUGCAAAACCCGCUCGGGGGAGAAGUGCCUCGUCCACUCCGACCGGGCUCUCUACUCUCCAUUGCAGUAGUCCACUAUGGGCGGCCUUGUGCAAAUGCAAAAGAUGAAUCUUA
Cladophialophora immunda is the source of this 4049-nucleotide messenger RNA. RefSeq lists its product as uncharacterized. Gene Ontology annotation, cellular component: protein phosphatase 4 complex; nucleoplasm. NCBI's taxonomy places the organism in Eukaryota, Fungi, Ascomycota, Eurotiomycetes, Chaetothyriales, Herpotrichiellaceae. Gene Ontology annotation, molecular function: protein phosphatase activator activity. The transcript has 5 exons. Gene Ontology annotation, biological process: DNA damage response; protein dephosphorylation. Bases 767 to 3526 code for a protein of 919 amino acids. The record is from RefSeq and is a predicted model, not a curated record.